Nycticebus coucang (slow loris) is the source of this 3774-nucleotide messenger RNA. RefSeq names its product septin 3 (gene SEPTIN3). Gene Ontology annotation, molecular function: GTPase activity; molecular adaptor activity; GTP binding. The record is from RefSeq and is a predicted model, not a curated record. The transcript is spliced from 11 exons. Gene Ontology annotation, cellular component: septin complex; presynaptic cytoskeleton; septin ring. The coding region runs from base 1 to 2535 and encodes 844 amino acids. Gene Ontology annotation, biological process: cytoskeleton-dependent cytokinesis. NCBI's taxonomy places the organism in Eukaryota, Metazoa, Chordata, Mammalia, Primates, Lorisidae.
AUGGACCACAGCUUGGCACCUGCUCCUCCAGAGAUGCAGCUGCACAGAGGCCCAGGCCCUGGAAGCUCCUUCUCCCAUAGUCCUGUGCUAGGGUGCUCAACUCGUCCCUCCAGGCUCCCUGGUGGGGUGUCCCCCCUCAUCCCUGUCCUCAGGAAGACUAUCCGUCUGGAUGCCUUCCCCCCAAGCCAUACCCCACAGACUUCCCGCCGACCAGGACUUGGAGCCAGGGCCCAAAGUGUGCCCCCACAAGAGACUGGCACAGCCCGAGGGGCUUCCCUGAGCCCGCUGCCUGCCAACACCCUCAUGCCCAGGAAACUCAGCUCCAUCUCCUUAACGCUCCGUCAGAACAGCCAGGCAUGGCCCCGGGAGCCCUUACUUUCUCACUGGGAAGAGUUGUCCACCCCAGGAAAGAAGCCUGCUACCCAUGCGGAAGGGAGGCCAUCUGCUUCAGACUCACCACCUGUGACCCUGAUGCCAGGGGGCAGGGUCCACAUUGAGGGCCCAGUGAAUCCAAGUCUGACCAAAUCCAGCAGAAUGCCCACGGUGGAGAAGCCCCUGGUGACUUCAUACCUGGCCUUACCUUUCCAAUCCCAUUUAGCCAAGAGUGAGCCAGUCUUUGUGGGGCCAGGCCCAGCGGGUCAGGGGCACCCUGUCCCAAUGACUACCCAUAUGCCUACCAGAGCUUCUACAGCAAGAGGCAAGUCCCGGUCCAGGGGUAUCCCCAGGCCCCGGGUGCGUCUCCAAAGGGCCAAUGCUAUUGUGAAUUUGACUGCUGUGGAUACAAGGGCAGGUACAGCCAGAUAUUUAACCACAAUGGCCACCAAUAGACCUAGUUUGGCUACCAAUUUGGUAACACCAAACACACCCAGAUUGGACACAGGCACAGAGUUACCCAGUCUGAAAACCAAACUGGGGACAGCCAUGGACCUAUCUACAGCAGCCACAGUCAAAUCAGGCAAAGCCAUCAAGUUGUCUACAGUAGGCACAAUCAAGAAUUUGACUACAGUGGGGACAACCAAGCCAGGCACGGUGAUGGAUUUGAUAACCCCAGACACAGACAAGCUGAGCAAAGACAUGGCUACACCAGACAGGGGCAAGUUGGACAAAACCAUUAGCUUGACUACAACAGGCACAACCAAGCCAGAUAUGACUACAGGGGGCACUGCCAUGGAGCUGGCAAUACCAGAUCCAGUCAAACUGGGCACAACCAGGUUGGAAACAGCCAUGGCUUUGGCUAAAGCAAAUGGAGCCAGGCUGGGCACACCUAUGGAUUCAGUCGUGCCAUUCACCCCAGACCCAGCCACUGGGCAGACCACACUGGAUAGUGCUAAUAACCUGGCCGCAUCAGACACUGCUACCUGCCCAAUGAUUUCAAGCACAGAACCAGCCCUGGGCCACCCUGCAACAGAUGCUGCCACAGACCAAGCCACAGAGCAUGCCAUGCUGGACCUGGCCAGAGAAUGCAAAGGGUUCCCAGAGACCAGGACGGACGCAGCCAUGUCAGAGCUGGUGCCUGAGCCCAGGCCUAAGCCGGCAGUGCCCAUGAAGCCCGUCAGCAUCAACUCCAACCUGCUGGGCUACAUCGGCAUUGACACUAUCAUCGAGCAGAUGCGCAAGAAGACCAUGAAGACCGGUUUCGACUUCAACAUCAUGGUUGUUGGCCAAAGUGGACUGGGCAAGUCAACACUGGUCAACACACUCUUCAAAUCCCAAGUGAGCCGCAAGGCCUCCAGCUGGAACCGGGAGGAGAAGAUCCCCAAGACGGUGGAGAUCAAAGCAAUUGGGCAUGUGAUUGAGGAAGGAGGUGUCAAAAUGAAGCUGACAGUCAUCGACACCCCAGGCUUUGGAGACCAGAUCAACAAUGAAAAUUGCUGGGAGCCCAUUGAGAAGUACAUCAAUGAGCAGUACGAGAAGUUCCUAAAGGAGGAGGUGAACAUCGCUAGGAAGAAGCGCAUCCCUGACACCCGCGUCCACUGCUGCCUCUACUUCAUCUCCCCCACGGGGCACUCCUUGCGACCUCUUGAUCUUGAAUUCAUGAAACACCUCAGCAAAGUUGUGAACAUCAUCCCUGUCAUUGCUAAGGCUGACACCAUGACCCUGGAGGAGAAGUCUGAAUUCAAGCAAAGGGUUCGCAAGGAGCUUGAAGUAAAUGGCAUUGAAUUCUACCCCCAGAAGGAAUUUGAUGAAGAUUUGGAGGACAAGACGGAGAAUGACAAAAUCAGGCAGGAGAGUAUGCCCUUCGCUGUGGUGGGAAGUGACAAGGAGUACCAAGUGAAUGGCAAGAGGGUCCUCGGCAGAAAAACUCCCUGGGGGAUCAUUGAAGUGGAAAACCUCAACCACUGUGAGUUUGCCUUGCUUCGAGACUUUGUCAUCAGGACCCACCUCCAGGACCUCAAGGAAGUGACACACAACAUCCACUAUGAGACUUACAGGGCCAAGAGGCUCAAUGACAAUGGCGGCCUCCCUCCGGGAGAAGGCCUCCUGGGCACUGUCCUUCCUCCUGUGCCAGCCACCCCCUGCCCCACUGCUGAAUGAAGGCCAUUUCAAGCGCUGCUUCUCCCUCCAUCCCUCUCAGCUGUGCUGCCGCAGGGCCAAGCCCUUUUUAGUGCUAUGCUUGUCCAGCCCACCACCACAGCCCCUCUCAGCCCUCAGCAGGUGGGAGGAGCCAGCUGCCUCCUUAGGACAGUUGCUUCCUCCAUUUUUCCAACCCAACUCCCCUCCUCCCAGUGGAAUGGAGUUCCUCCAUCACUGCCGUACUCCAUCGUCUGUGUCAGCCGGCCCCAGUCCAUCUGUAGAAUGAAGGAACUCAUCCAGAGCUUCUUCUGCCCUUGUAAACCCACACCAGCUACUUGUAACCAUCUCCAAGGGCAAUAGCAUUGCUCUGUAUCCAUUCAUCUGCAUGAACUACUCUUGGCUUCCUGAGAGGGUCAAGAAAGCAACUUCUCUGCUUGUCAGAUUCAUUGAGGUCAGCAGUGUGAGCCAUAAUGUGGGACAAGGGUGUCUUCUUCAUUUCUUAAAAGUGUUCAUCAGGGUAGGUUACUACAAAUAUUGGGGAGCAAGGGCUAGGAUCACUUUUUAAAAAUCACCACUUGUGGCUGGCCCAGAGUGAGGUUACAUACCCUCCCCUCCCCAUAAGGCAACCACAUAGGAAGAGUGGUUUUUCUGAAAAGACAGUACUGGAAUCUACUUCCUUAUCCCCAAACUUAUAAAAAUAACAACACACAACACACCCAGAAACCCAUGAGAUAAAUACCCUAGGAAGAAAAAUAGCACCCUCCUGUCCACUUAGCAAUAAGAGAGAUCUCUUCCCCACUACCCUGCCUACUCCCACCUCACCCCACCCCAUUACUGCGAAUACUGAAUUAGUCUCCCUAUAGAUGGUUGCAACAGGCUAAUGGAAAACACCCCGCGAAGGGCAAAGCCCCCAUCAGAUGCAUGAAUGUUUGCGAAUGUCGGCUGCCACUGCCCCACACACUGUGUCUUUAUAAAAUCCUUCCUUGCCCACCCCUCCUGCCCCUCCACCUGGACACAACUUGCUAAAGGCUGGUGACUUGUGGGCCAUUCAUCUACAACCAAGUUCUGAUGGAGCAAGAGGCCCAAGCCUAGGGGAUGCAAGAACAACCCAUUUCUUAAAUAUUACUGGUCCCAGCCAAUCUUAUGACAUUAUGGUUCAAUUUCCCAGUUGAAGACAAGCCAACAGACACUCAAAGUUGUCCUGUAAGUGUUGCUAGACUUUAUGUGUUGUACAACUAAACAUUGCUGUUUGAACAGUAA